Messenger RNA from Emiliania huxleyi CCMP1516, 615 nucleotides. RefSeq lists its product as hypothetical. Lineage: Eukaryota; Haptophyta; Isochrysidales; Noelaerhabdaceae. The transcript has a single exon. Bases 1 to 615 code for a protein of 204 amino acids. The record is from RefSeq and is a predicted model, not a curated record.
AUGCCGUCGGCGUGCAGCCAACAGGUGAGAGUCGGGCGCGGUGGCGAGCAAUACAAGAUGCUCUGCUUGGAGCGGGGUGACACGACACUCAAGUCGACGACGGAGGCGACACCCUGCCGCGUUUUGAGCGUCGGAAGCAACGGCGACGCCGCCUUUGAGAUCGACAUGCGGCGGCGGUACCCCGGCUGCCUCUUCGAGACGUGGGACGGCACCUUAGGGGGCGCUCGCGAGCACCUUCGUCACCAGCUGCCCUCGUGGCUGCGCUUUGUGGAUCGCAACUUCGAUUAUUCGUCGUCGGGCGUGUGGCUCCAGCGGCAGCAUACCACGCGGUCCUCCGCCGAUGCCAGCAAGCCCUCUCUUUCGGUCCUGAAAAUUGAUUGCGAAGGAUGCGAGUUCAAAGCGCUGAUGCCGUGGCUCUCGAGCGUCUGCACCGAGCAGGUGCUCCUCGAGCUGCACUUUUUGAAGCGAGACGCCCCGAAGCUGGCAAAACUGCUUGCCGCACUCAGCAGCGAGUACCACCUCUUUUACGGCGAGAACAAUCCGGUGUGCGGCGGCCCCUACAGCGGACAUCGCUGCCUCGAGACGGCGUGGCACAGGCGUAGGCCUUGCUUGUAG